AUGCAGACUGAACAACCACCACCACAAUCACAGUCUUUUAAUAUCUCUACAGAGCUCGCUACAGAUCGAUUGACACAACUUCAAGAGAGACUAUGUUAUACAUUCUACGAGUGUCUGCGCGAACUGAAUAGUUCCGAUUCACAGGAUCCAGAACAAUUGCCAGCAAAACGGCAUGAUUACGUUUCACGAAUCACCGUAACUUUAAAGCAAAUAGAAGUGUUUGUGAGUGAGUUACCUGGAGUGAAUCAGACGGAGAGUCAGCAGCUUGAAGCAUUAGCUGACCUCGAAAAGGAGAUGGAAAAUGCAAAUAAAGAGUAUUUGGAGGCAAUUGAAGAAGCAGAAAACCUGAUGACACAGGUGAAGCAGGCUAUUCAGGCCAUAUUCGCGGAUCAAGUCACUUACGCUUCCACUACUACAACUAGCGAUGACAAUAAUAACGCUGUUACUACAUCGAAGAGAUUGGCUUGUCUCUUGCAAGAGAAAGAACCUUUAGACUGUGUAAAUAUGUAA
Molecule: messenger RNA, 510 nt
Organism: Ambispora gerdemannii
Lineage: Eukaryota; Fungi; Glomeromycota; Glomeromycetes; Archaeosporales; Ambisporaceae
Source: the annotation of a GenBank genome assembly